UACGAGUUCUGUUCUUCAGAAAUUCAUUCAGAGUCUUUAGGCUGUUGUCUCAAAGUGUCAAAAGUAAUUCUUGUAUUUUUAUUUAUAUUAUGACUUUUUAGUUGUUCUUUAUCAAGCUCAUUGGAUUCAUUGUUUUGACCAUUUCCCUACAACCCAUUUCAUCCAUUUUCCUCUUGAGCAUGUCUGAAGGGCGAUCCAAAAUUUGCUCUGUUUGCACGACAAAUAUUAGCAAGUAUCGAUGUCCUGGAUGUGAAACUUCAUAUUGCUCUUUAAAUUGCAAUAAAACUCAUAAAGGACAGACGAAAUGUUCAGGUCAAAGAGACCCUACAAAAUUUAUUCCUAAAAAUCAACUCGUUGGUCAUUUGAACUCCGAUUAUAACUUUCUUACUGGUUUGGAAAAGGUUUUAGAAAAGAAAGAGAAGGAGGAAUCCUCUCCCAUUCAUCGCCUGGAUCGAAACCGGACACAGCUAAAACGAACGAUUGAGAAAACAGGAAUUAACAUUCAUCUAGCUCCUCCUUCGUUCAAAAAGAGGAAAGAGAAUAGAACACAUUUUGAUAGAAGAAAGAGACACAUAGUGUGGACUAUUGAAUGGCAACUUCACAAUGAUUCCAUUCAAGGAACUCCAACUGUUGUUUGCUUGACGCAUCAGAACAAUGAAAAUGAAUCCAUUGACAAAUUAUGGGAAAAAUGUCUUCAAGAAAACAAAGAUAAGUUAUCUAUAGAUCUCUCAAAAUUUCAGUUGGACAACCAUCCAAAAUGGGUCAUGAAAGCGAGGCGGUCGGCUUCUCGCGGUGAUAUCUUCAGAAAAGUAUCACCAUUUAUACCCAUUUCAUCUGUAUUACAAAAAGCAGAGAUAUUUGAGUUUCCGACGAUUCAUGUUCUUCCUGGAGAGGUUCCUGUGAUCACACUUUCUGAUUACGAAACAUCAUCCGAAGAAGAAGAAACAAGUGAUGAAAGUGAGAGCGAAAGCUCUGAUAGUGAAUCCUCUUCCGAUGGUAUUGAAGGUGAAGAUGAUACCAAGAAACCAGAUUUAUCGGUCUCCAAUGAAGAGUAUUCGGUAGGGCGAAAGGAAACGCCAAUUUCCAAUUUAGAAACUUCAUCAAUUAAGAGGGAGGAAACAGAAGCACAAAGAAAUGCAACAGACGUUUCUUUGGAUGAUGUACUUUCAACAAGUAAGGCGAAAUCAAACUCCGUUGAAGACUCAACGACUCUUCCUCCUUUGUUCGGUGCUUUUUUCCAAAAGAAAGAUUGAUUCCGACUUACAUAUUAAUUGGCAAACGCCUCUUAUUUUUUGAUAUUAUGGUUUAUUUGGUAUAAUGGGUUUUGGUUAAUGAUUUCAAUAGAAUACAGGUUUUGGCUCACAUUAUUCGAUUUGUGUAGAAUAUAAUUCCAUUCGUAUUAUUCAAUCUUCAUUUCUUUCACUGGACAGCCG
Messenger RNA from Schizosaccharomyces octosporus yFS286, 1433 nucleotides. Its product is annotated as snoRNA biogenesis protein. The coding region runs from base 180 to 1253 and encodes 357 amino acids. Lineage: Eukaryota; Fungi; Ascomycota; Schizosaccharomycetes; Schizosaccharomycetales; Schizosaccharomycetaceae. Gene Ontology annotation, cellular component: nucleus; pre-snoRNP complex. Gene Ontology annotation, biological process: box C/D snoRNP assembly; maturation of LSU-rRNA from tricistronic rRNA transcript (SSU-rRNA, 5.8S rRNA, LSU-rRNA); snoRNA localization. The transcript has a single exon. The record is from RefSeq and is a predicted model, not a curated record.